GCUGUACAUGUUUUGAUUGUCCCCAGAGAGCGGAGAAUGGAGAACUUGAGUUCUGAGCCUCUGCCCCGGAAACAAGAAGGAGACAUCUUAUAUGCAAUCACCCAGUUAUUGGGUUUCCCAGACAAAGUAGAGGGUGAAAAAUGUGAACUUGCAGGCUAUAAUCAUUCUGAGUUAGUAGAGACUGCAGAACAUUACUUAAAAGAGAGAAUACAAGAAGGGGAUAAAAAGGCAACUUUUCUUCUUGGUCAACUCUAUUUUGAAGAGGGGUGGUAUGAAGAUGCACUGCUGCAGUUUCAUAAAGUCAAAGAUGAUGACUAUCAAGCUUUGUAUCAGGUUGGGGUGAUGUAUUAUGAUGGUCUAGGAAUUCAAGAAGAUCAGAGUAAAGGAGUGGAGUACAUGAAAAGAAUUAUCAACUCAGACAGCUCACAAGCAAAUCACCUGAAAUAUGCAGCUGCAUACAAUCUGGGACUUGCCUGUUUUGAAGGCUGUGGGAUUCGUCACUCUGAUGAAGAAGCAGAGAGGUGGUGGCUUCUGUCUGCUGACAAUGGGAAUCCUAAAGCCAGUGUGAGGGCUCAGAGUACACUAGGAAUGUAUUAUUCACGCCCUCAGAGCAUGAAUCUGGAAAAGGCUUUCUUCUGGCAUUCAGAAGCUUGUGGCAAUGGCAAUGUGGAGUCACAGGGAGCUCUUGGUGUGAUGUAUCUGUAUGGACAGGGAAUACAAAGAAAUUUACAGUUUGCUCUGGAAUGUCUGAAGGAAGCAGCUGAGCGUGGAAAUGUAUAUGCACAAGGGCAUCUGGUCACAUUUUACUAUCACAGGAAGAUGUACAGAAAGGCGGCUGAGUUAGCUCAAAGUAUCGCACACUAUGACAACAUUGACUUGUUGGCAAAGGCUACAGAUUGUCUUCCUACAUAUACUGCCAGAGGAAUUGCCAUAGCCAACUUCUAUCUGGCCAGAUGCCUCCAUCUUGGUUUAGGCCUAAAAUCGGACAUGGCAGCUGCUAAAAAAUGUUACUCUAAGGCAUACCUCCUGGACGCAGAUGUGACUGCUGAUCUGCAGUACGACGUCAUUUCUGGAAAGAUCUGA
This is a messenger RNA of Staurois parvus, 1083 nucleotides long. Lineage: Eukaryota; Metazoa; Chordata; Amphibia; Anura; Ranidae. The record is from the annotation of a GenBank genome assembly.